AUGGCUCUUUCUGUCCGAUCUCAAUCCAUGAUUUACCUACUUCUUACACCCAGAGCCAUUGAGAACACUGAGAUGCGUUCGACUGUCUUUUCUGCGUUGCUUUGCGCUGGCCUUGCCUCCGCUGUAGCUAACACGUUUGUUGACUGGGACACCGCCGUUUCGAAGGCCAAUGCAAUUCUAGCAGAACUUACCCUCGAAGAGAAAACGGCAGUCGUCACCGGUGCGAACCCGCUGACCGGCCUUGGUUGCAUCGGCAGCAUUGGUGCAAUCCCGCGUCUCAACUUCUCUGGCAUCUGUUACUCAGACGGUUCGUCUGGCGUGAACCGUGCCGAUCUUACAAGUGUGUUUCCAGCGGGUUUGACAGCUGCUGCAACUUGGGAUGCGGACUUGAUGUACCGUCGUGCGGUGGCCAUCGGUGAAGAAUUUCGAGCAAAGGGCAUGCAUGCUUGCUUAGGUCCCGUGGCAGGACCACUCGGCCGUCAUCCGCUUGGAGGUCGUGUCUGGGAGGGGUUUUCUCCCGAUCCCUACCUCACCGGCAUCGCGAUGGAUCGCUCUAUUCGAGGCCUCCAAAGCGUGGGUGUUCAGUCAAUCACGAAACACUUCAUCGGCAACGAGCAAGAAACGCAACGCACUAAUGUCACCCUUCCCGAUGGAUCCAACAUCGACGCCGUAUCUACCAACAUGGACGACCGCACCCUUCACGAGCUCUACCUCUGGCCUUUCAUGGAUGCCAUCAACGCGAAGCCUGCCGCAGUCAUGUGUAGUUACAAUCGUUUCAACCAGACAUAUACUUGCGAGCACUCCAAGCUGCUGACUGGUAUUCUGCGGGAUGAGCUCGGUUUUGAGGGGUACACCGUGUCUGAUUGGUAUGCCACACACUCAACUGCGGCCUCUAUCAACGCUGGCCUGGAUAUGGAAAUGCCUGGCACAACUGUACCCGGACAGGGUACUUCAUGGUUCGGAAGCCACGUCAAAGAUGCCGUUCAAGAUGGCAGCGUUUCCACAAAUCGCCUAGACGAGAUGGUUCGUCGUAUUUUGACCCAGUACUACCUCCUAGGCCAAGAUGAUAGCAGCUUCCCGAGCCUGGAUCCUUCAACUCUCUCAGUCAUCGCAACCCAGUAUCAACAAAAUUUAGGAGAUCUUGUCAGCAACACUCCUGCCAGAGAUGUACGUGGUGACCACGCGAAGCUCAUCCGAGAAAUAGGGGCCGCCGGUGUUGUCCUGCUCAAAAACAAUAACACGCUGCCUCUCAUGACUCCUAUGAACAUUGGUGUCUUUGGCAAUGAUGCUGGCGACUUGACGGAUGGCUUGAUCUACCAAGACCCUCCUGCAACGAACGUCGGGUUCGAGUACGGAACUUUAGACAUUGGCGGGGGCUCUAGUAGCGUUCGCCAUACGUACGUGGUUACCCCGCUGGACGCCAUCAAGGAGCGAGCCAAGGGCUUUGGGGCUCGCGUGCAGUACAUCCUCAACAAUGAACGUCUCGCAGCCGGGGACUUUCAUAGCAUUUACCCCGUGCCCGAUGUAUGCAUCGUCUUCCUCAAGACCUUUGCCGCAGAGGGAUUCGACCGCGUCUCCUUUGAGGCAGAUUGGAACUCCACAGCAGUGGUCACGCAGGUUGCGAAUAUGUGCAACAAUACCGUUGUGAUCACCCAUUCCGUUGGUGUCAACACCAUGCCAUGGGCCAGCCAUCCUAAUGUUCGCGCCAUCGUCGCCGCUCACCUGCCUGGCGAACAGACUGGUAAUUCCAUCGCUGACGUCCUCUGGGGCGACAUCAACCCGUCUGGUAGACUGCCUUACACCAUUCCAAAGACUGAAGCGGGCUAUGACAUCCCGGUUACGAACCUGACAAGCGAUGAAGUGUCUUCUCCUGGUGCGUGGCAAGCCAACUUUACCGAGGGUCUGAAUAUCGAUUAUCGUCAUUUCGACGCCGAGGGAAUCGAGCCGCUGUACGAGUUUGGAUUUGGUCUUAGCUACACAACUUUCGACCUGUCGUCCGACCUCUCAGUCAAGGCUUUGACAGCAAACAUGGCACCUUUGGCUCGCGCUGCGAAUGAGUCUUCAGUACCUCUGAGCGACCUCUUCCUUCCCGUGGCGAACGCGACGAUUCAAGUGGCGAACACCGGCGAUCGAAGCGGCGCAACCGUUGUUCAACUCUACUUGUCACUGCCUACUGAUUCGGCUCCCUCUGGCACGCCUGUCCAGGUCCUUCGAGGCUUCUCAAAGGUUGAGCUAGGUCCAGGUGAGACCCGCGAGGUUGCUUUCGAGUUGAAUCGUCGAGACUUCAGCUACUGGGACACUGAUGCUCAGACUUGGCGCAUUCCCGUAGGAGAUUUUCAACUCCAUGUUGGCUUCAGUUCGAGGAACCUUCUGGAACCGAUCAAAUUUUCGAUGCUGUGA
This is a messenger RNA of Colletotrichum abscissum, 2400 nucleotides long. Its product is annotated as glycosyl hydrolase family 3 N terminal domain-containing protein. Gene Ontology annotation, molecular function: beta-glucosidase activity. Gene Ontology annotation, biological process: glucan catabolic process. NCBI's taxonomy places the organism in Eukaryota, Fungi, Ascomycota, Sordariomycetes, Glomerellales, Glomerellaceae. The record is from RefSeq and is a predicted model, not a curated record. The transcript has 3 exons. The coding region runs from base 1 to 2400 and encodes 799 amino acids.